AUCUUCCCCUAAGGAAGCAAGUCCCCUUCCUCUGUUUACCUUCGGCUUCGUUUACUGGCUCUCCUCGCCAGACGGUGGUUGGUUAUUGAGUUUUUUCUUGUUGCUGCCCUAGUUGUCGUUGUUGUUCUUUCGUUCCUUUCUCCCAGAAGGAGGCUUCUUAGGCCCCAUUUUCGUCUCACCUAUAGAAUCGGGAAGAAAGACAAACUGCCAACGCCCACUUUAUUUUUCAAAGCAACUCCUGAAUGACAGUUUAGAUCAUAGAGACGACGGCAUGACAGACCUAACGUGGGAAGAGAGGCUAGCGCUGCCCUUCUUCAAGAUGGCGGCGAUGGCAUCGCUUUCCCUUUUCCCGCUGCGUAGCGCUUUCUCGCUUUCACUUACCAAGAUGGCGGCGGAUGGGCCGCGGGCUUUUAACUGACGCCUACCCGUUUUUGCUGGUUCUGGUGAUCUAAGCUUUUGAUACAAAGUUACACUGGAAAGGAAUGAUGGCAGCUUUGGAUACUAAAGCAAAAGCAAAAAAAACUCUGGGAACUGUUGAUUAUGUGGAGUCAUCAGAAUUUGCACAAGGAAUUCUGCCUACAAAGAAGGAUGUCAUUCAGAACAUGUUAUAUCUGUUGCAUCCAAAAAGGGCCGGGCAAGCCCAGCGAUCUAAAGAAGAUGCUGCCCAGUUGCUUGCUGAACUUUUGCAGGAACACUGGUUGUUUUGCAAUUUGUAUACCAUAGCAACACAGAGCAUAAAGAUGCAUAUUCUUAAAGUGUACGAGGAAUUCUCAAAAUUGUAUCAGUCCAGAAAGCGAAGAAAAAAUGAGCUGUUUACACAGAAAGCAGAUGAUUUCAACAGGAGCUCAGAGCAGCUUUUUGAUAUAUUUUGUACAGAUACAGUAACAAGAGAGAAAUUGGAAAAAUACAGUGGUGUGAAGAUGACUGACAUUGAGUGGAAAUUUCUUGAAGAUCAGAGGAGUGAAAGAAAAAUGUACUUUGAGGACUUCAUGGAUAAGAAACAAAUGGAAACAAUAGAAAGACGAAGAAAAGUAGAGUCACUGGAGCACUUCAGGAAGAUUGCAGAAGAGGAGAGAGAAGCUUGUAAGCGUAAAGGAAUGACUUCCAAUAGAGAUGAGCAACCAGUUGAAGAUGUAAAAAAUAGGAAUAAAGAUGACACCUGCCUUGAACGCAGCAAAGGAAUUGGAGACUUUUCACAUAAGGCAAAAAGAAAACGUCUAUCUUCUGGUUGGAUUACUGGGACAGCAACUUCAACUAGCUAUAGCGAGUCAGUUCCACCUGAGUGUCAGCAUAUACGUAUGAGCAUCAGAAAAGUCAGACCAGGAUUCUAUGAGACUUUUGACAAAUAUGAAAACUGCUAGCUUAUUCAAAAUCUCUAGAGGAGGUUGUUUCUGUUGAAGUUUACAGAGUUUUGGGAGAUCUUAAUACCCUGAGUAAUUGGAAGUUGAUGUAGAUAAUUAUGUUGGGCUCCAUUAAUGUACAGCAACAACACCAAAUCAAUAGCACCAGUAGAAAUGGGCUUUUAGCUUACUGAAAAAGAUUAAAAUAAAAUAUGAUUUGUUUAGUCCUGUAUUGAUACCUUCACAAGGUGAAAUCAUUAGGUACUAAAAGCUAUAGUGUAGCAAAGAAAGACAGAAAAACCAAUAUUUGGAAGUAAAGAAACCAAAUGCACAAGAAUAGAUUAAGUUACCUAAGAGUAAUUUAACCACUGGAACAGACUUCUUAGGAAGGUGGUGCAUUCUCCAUUACAUACAGUCUUCAUGUUGGGCUGUACACUCCUAAAACACAGAAAUGUGAGGAAAAAAUGCAAAAUCUCAUCCUACAAAAGACACAUUAAAUAACCUGUUGCCCAUUCCAACCUCAGUAUCUCCCAAGACUGGAAGACUAUGUACAAUUCAAAAAAGUGGUAACAAAUGAGAUGGCAGCUAAAAGGAAAAUGUGGUCCUGAAGCUGUAUGUCACAAUGCAAAAUUUUUUUGAGGUUCACAAUAGAUGGCUGACUAUCUGGCUGUUGCAACCACUAAGCACCCCUUAAGGGAAAACAGUAAUUGGCUUGGGUGUAGAAUGUGCUGUAGUUUUCUGCAACGCUGCCCCCCCAGCCUCUAAUACGUGUGUGGUUUUAAGAGACUGAACAUAUACAACUUGCCAUUAAUUCAUGGAGACUUGAAGGGGUUCUGCACCUUUCAGACUAAGUAUUUGCAGGAGAAAGAAAAUAGAUUCCUUUGCUUGAUCUUGCAGAUGCAUAGUUCCUAAGAGACCUCUACAGUUUUGACAACCAGCUUUAAUAGAUAGCAGUGGCUCGUGUGGGAUGAAAAGAAGGGUUAGGGAAUUUUAACAAUGGUUUUAGGUAUAAAUGUGGUGACAACUAUUUGUAUAUUUUCUGCAUUCUUAGCAAUUAAAUAUCAGUGGUGAGAAA
Molecule: messenger RNA, 2415 nt
Organism: Rhineura floridana
Lineage: Eukaryota; Metazoa; Chordata; Lepidosauria; Squamata; Rhineuridae
Exons: 2
Coding region: 483-1361 (292 amino acids)
Source: RefSeq, a predicted model, not a curated record